AGAGCACACUCGCGCAGUGCCUGUGAGCGAGCACGGGCGAGACCUUCCCCAGGAGCGCAGGGAGCGGCGGCGACAACAUGCGCGGCAGCGGCACGGGAGCCGCGCUCCUGGUGCUCCUGGCCUCGGUGCUCUGGGUCACCGUGCGGAGCCAGCAGAGAGGCUUGUUCCCUGCCAUUCUCAACCUGGCCACCAAUGCCCACAUCAGCGCCAAUGCUACCUGUGGAGAGAAGGGGCCUGAGAUGUUCUGCAAACUCGUGGAGCACGUGCCGGGCCGGCCUGUUCGACAUGCCCAAUGCCGGGUCUGUGAUGGUAACAGUACGAAUCCUAGAGAGCGCCAUCCGAUAUCACAUGCAAUUGAUGGCACGAACAACUGGUGGCAGAGCCCCAGUAUUCAGAAUGGGAGAGAGUAUCACUGGGUCACUGUCACCCUGGACUUACGGCAGGUCUUUCAAGUUGCAUACAUCAUCAUUAAAGCUGCCAAUGCCCCUCGGCCUGGAAACUGGAUUUUGGAGCGCUCUGUGGAUGGCGUCAAGUUCAAACCCUGGCAGUACUAUGCCGUCAGCGAUACAGAGUGUUUGACCCGCUACAAAAUAACUCCACGGCGGGGACCUCCCACUUACAGAGCAGACAACGAAGUCAUCUGCACCUCGUAUUAUUCAAAGCUGGUGCCACUUGAACAUGGAGAGAUUCACACAUCACUCAUCAAUGGCAGACCCAGCGCUGACGACCCCUCACCCCAGUUGCUGGAAUUCACCUCAGCGCGGUACAUUCGCCUUCGUCUGCAGCGCAUCAGAACACUCAACGCAGACCUCAUGACCCUUAGCCAUCGGGACCUCAGAGACCUUGACCCUAUUGUCACAAGACGUUAUUACUAUUCGAUAAAAGACAUUUCCGUUGGAGGCAUGUGCAUUUGCUACGGCCAUGCUAGCAGCUGCCCAUGGGAUGAAGAAGCAAAGCAACUACAGUGUCAGUGUGAACACAAUACAUGUGGCGAGAGCUGCGACAGGUGCUGUCCUGGCUACCAUCAGCAGCCCUGGAGGCCUGGAACCAUUUCCUCCGGUAAUGAGUGUGAGGAAUGCAACUGUCACAACAAAGCCAAAGAUUGUUACUAUGACAGCAGUGUUGCAAAGGAGAGGAGAAGUCUUAAUACUGCCGGGCAGUACAGUGGAGGAGGGGUUUGUGUCAACUGCUCGCAGAAUACCACAGGGAUCAACUGUGAAACCUGUAUCGACCAGUAUUACAGACCUCACAAGGUAUCUCCUUAUGAUGACCACCCAUGCCGUCCCUGUGACUGUGACCCUGUGGGGUCUCUGAGUUCUGUCUGUAUCAAGGAUGACCGCCAUGCCGAUUUAGCCAAUGGAAAGUGGCCAGGUCAGUGUCCAUGUAGGAAAGGUUAUGCGGGAGAUAAAUGUGACCGCUGCCAGUUUGGCUACCGGGGUUUCCCAAAUUGCAUCCCCUGUGACUGCAGCACUGUCGGCAGCCUGAAUGAGGAUCCAUGCAUAGAGCCGUGUCUUUGUAAGAAAAAUGUUGAGGGUAAGAACUGUGAUCGUUGCAAGCCAGGAUUCUACAACUUGAAGGAACGAAACCCCGAGGGCUGCUCCGAGUGCUUCUGCUUCGGUGUCUCUGAUGUCUGUGACAGCCUCACGUGGUCCAUUAGUCAGGUGACCAAUAUGUCAGGGUGGCUGGUCACUGACUUGAUGAGCACAAAUAAGAUCCGGUCCCAGCAAGAGGUCCUGGGUGGGCACCGUCAGAUCAGCAUCAACAACACGGCGGUCAUGCAGAGGCUGACUUCUACUUACUACUGGGCAGCUCCUGAGGCCUACCUCGGAAACAAGCUGACAGCAUUUGGUGGUUUCCUGAAAUACACUGUGUCUUACGACAUUCCAGUGGAGACGGUGGACAGUGACCUCAUGUCUCAUGCUGACAUUAUCAUCAAGGGGAAUGGGCUCACCAUAAGCACAAGAGCUGAGGGCCUGUCCUUGCAACCCUAUGAGGAAUACUUCAACGUGGUUAGACUUGUGCCUGAGAACUUCCGGGACUUUAAUACCAGAAGGGAGAUUGACCGUGACCAGCUGAUGACUGUCCUAGCCAAUGUGACACAUCUCUUGAUCAGAGCCAAUUAUAAUUCUGCUAAAAUGGCACUCUAUAGGCUGGAUUCUGUCUCUCUGGACAUAGCAAACCCAAAUGCUAUAGACCUGGCAGUGGCUGCUGAUGUGGAACACUGUGAAUGUCCCCAAGGCUACACGGGGACCUCCUGUGAGGCCUGCCUCCCUGGCUAUUAUCGAGUGGAUGGGAUACUCUUUGGAGGAAUCUGUCAGCCCUGCGAGUGCCACGGGCAUGCAUCCGAGUGUGACAUUCAUGGAGUUUGCUCUGUGUGUACACACAACACCACGGGGGAUCACUGUGAUCAGUGCCUGCCUGGCUUCUAUGGGACACCUUCACGUGGGACCCCAGGAGACUGCCAGCCGUGUGCCUGCCCUCUCUCCAUUGACUCUAACAAUUUCAGCCCUACCUGCCACCUCACUGAUGGAGAGGAAGUGGUCUGUGACCAGUGUGCCCCGGGUUACUCAGGAUCCUGGUGUGAGAGAUGUGCAGAUGGUUACUAUGGAAACCCAACCGUGCCAGGGGGAACCUGUGUACCAUGCAACUGCAGUGGCAAUGUUGAUCCCUUGGAGGCUGGCCACUGUGACUCUGUCACAGGGGAAUGCCUGAAGUGCUUGUGGAACACAGACGGUGCCCAUUGUGAGAGGUGUGCAGAUGGCUUCUAUGGAGAUGCCGUGACUGCCAAAAACUGCCGAGCCUGUAACUGCCACGAGAAUGGCUCCCUUUCUGGCGUCUGCCAUCUGGAGACUGGACUGUGUGACUGCAAACCUCACGUGACAGGACAGCAGUGUGACCAGUGCCUGUCUGGCUACUACGGGUUGGACACAGGGCUUGGCUGUGUGCCCUGUAACUGCAGUGUGGAAGGCUCCGUAUCUGACAACUGCACAGAGGAAGGACAGUGUCACUGUGCACCAGGUGUCUCUGGGAAACAGUGUGACAGGUGUUCACACGGUUUCUAUGCAUUCCAGGAUGGCGGCUGCACACCCUGUGACUGUGCUCAUACCCAGAAUAACUGUGACCCCGCCUCUGGAGAGUGUCUCUGCCCGCCUCACACGCAGGGGCUGAAGUGUGAGGAAUGUGAAGAGGCAUACUGGGGUCUGGACCCGGAGCAGGGAUGCCAGGCUUGCAAUUGCAGUGCUGUGGGAUCCACGAGUACCCAGUGUGAUGUUCUCUCUGGCCACUGCCCCUGCAAAAAAGGGUUUGGUGGGCAGAGCUGCCAUCAGUGCUCCUUAGGCUACAGAAGUUUUCCUGACUGUGUCCCCUGUGGCUGUGACCUGAGGGGGACACUGCCUGACACCUGUGACCUGGAACAGGGUCUCUGCAGCUGCUCAGAGGACGGUGGUACCUGCUCAUGCAAGGAGAAUGUCGUGGGCCCCCAGUGCAGUAAGUGCCAAGCUGGCACCUUUGCCUUGCGAGGGGACAACCCGCAAGGCUGCAGCCCCUGCUUCUGCUUCGGUCUGUCGCAGCUCUGCUCAGAGUUGGAGGGUUACGUGAGGACUCCAAUAACUCUAGCCCCCAAUCAGCCCCUCCUGCAUGUGGUUUCACAGAGCAACCUCAAGGGCACAAUUGAAGGCGUGCAUUUCCAGCCUCCUGACACCUUGCUGGAUGCAGAGGCUGUCCGCCAGCACCUCUAUGCAGAGCCAUUUUACUGGCGGCUACCAAAGCAGUUCCAGGGAGACCAGCUCUUGGCCUAUGGUGGGAAACUCCAGUACAGUGUGGCUUUCUACUCUACACUUGGCACCGGAACAUCCAAUUAUGAGCCUCAAGUCCUCAUCAAAGGAGGUCGGGCCAGGAAGCACGUCAUUUAUAUGGAUGCCCCAGCACCUGAGAAUGGAGUGAGACAGGAUUACGAAGUGCGGAUGAAAGAGGAAUUCUGGAAAUAUUUUAACUCUGUGUCUGAGAAACACGUCACACACUCUGAUUUUAUGUCUGUUCUCAGCAAUAUUGACUACAUCCUCAUCAAAGCAUCAUACGGCCAGGGACUGCAGCAGAGCAGAAUUGCCAACAUUUCCAUGGAGGUUGGCAGGAAAGCUGUCGAGCUGCCCGCUGAGGGCGAGGCGGCGUUGCUGUUGGAGCUCUGUGUCUGUCCUCCUGGCACCGCAGGACACUCCUGUCAGGACUGUGCUCCUGGGUACUACAGAGAGAAGCUCCCAGAAAGUGGUGGCAGGGGACCCCGCCCUCUGCUGGGUCCUUGUGUGCCCUGCAGUUGCAACAACCACAGCGAUGUCUGUGACCCCGAAACUGGAAAGUGUCUGAGCUGCAGGGACCACACAUCCGGGGACCACUGUGAUCUGUGUGCUUCUGGCUACUAUGGGAAGGUGACUGGACUGCCUGGAGAUUGUACCCCAUGCACCUGUCCUCAUCACCCUCCUUUCAGUUUCAGCCCCACUUGUGUCGUGGAAGGUGACAGUGAUUUCCGGUGCAAUGCCUGCCUCCCUGGCUAUGAAGGACAGUACUGUGAAAGGUGCUCUGCAGGUUAUCACGGCAACCCUCGAGCAGCAGGUGGUAGCUGCCAAACGUGUGAUUGCAACCCCCAAGGCUCUGUCCACAGUGACUGUGACCGUGCAUCUGGGCAGUGUGUCUGCAAGCCAGGAGCUACAGGGCUCCACUGCGAGAAAUGCCUGCCGAGACACAUCCUGAUGGAGAGCGACUGUGUUUCCUGUGAUGAUGACUGUGUGGGUCCUUUGCUGAACGACCUGGAUUCUGUUGGUGAUGCCGUUCUGUCUCUGAACCUCACGGGUGUUUCCCCUGCUCCCUAUGGAAUCCUGGAAAAUCUGGAAAAUACAACUAAAUAUUUCCAGAGGUAUUUAUUAAUGGAAAAUGCCAAGAAGAUUCGAGCAGAGAUCCAGCUCGAAGGGAUUGCAGAGCAAACAGAAAAUCUACAAAAGGAGCUCACCAGCGUGUUAGCACGCCAUCAGAAGGUGAACGCCGAAAUGGAAAGAACUUCCAACGGGACUCAAGCCCUGGCCACGUUCAUUGAGCAGCUACAUGCAAACAUCAAAGAAAUCACAGAAAAGGUGGCAACGUUGAAUCAGACGGUGCGUAAAGAUUUCCAGCCACCCGUGUCUGCCCUUCAGAGCAUGCACCAGAACAUUUCGUCUCUGCUGGGACUCAUCAAGGAAAGGAAUUUCACAGAGAUGCAGCAGAAUGCUACCCUUGAGCUCAAGGCUGCUAAAGACUUAUUGUCACGGAUUCAGAAAAGGUUUCAGAAGCCUCAGGAAAAGUUGAAGGCAUUGAAGGAGGCCAACAGCCUCCUUUCCAACCACAGUGAGCAACUGCAGGCUGCAGAGGAGCUCCUUAAGGAAGCUGGAAGCAAGACCCAGGAGAGCAACCUCCUGCUGCUCCUCGUCAAGGCCAACCUGAAAGAAUUCCGGGAGAAAAAGCUGCGUGUUCAAGAAGAACAAAAUGUGACCUCAGAGCUCAUUGCCAAGGGUAGAGAAUGGGUGGAUGCUGCCGGGACUCACACAGCUGCUGCACAAGACACCCUAACACAGCUGGAGCAUCACCGAGAUGAACUCCUUCUGUGGGCCAGCAAAAUCAGGAGCCACGUAGAUGACCUCGUCAUGCAGAUGUCCAAACGAAGAGCCCGUGACCUGGUCCACAGGGCAGAGCAGCAUGCUUCUGAGCUGCAGAGCAGGGCAGGAGCUUUGGACAGAGACCUUGAAAAUGUUAGAAACGUGUCUUUGAAUGCCACCAGUGCGGCACACGUCCACAGCAACAUCCAGACACUGACAGAGGAAGCAGAGACGCUGGCUGCUGAUGCUCACAAGAUGGCAAAUCAGACAGACUUGAUCUCUGAAUCCCUGGCUUCUCGGGGGAAAGCAGUCCUUCAGCGCUCGUCCCGGUUUCUAAAGGAAAGCGUGGGUACCAGGAGGAAGCAGCAAGGCAUUAAGUUGAAGCUGGAUGAGUUGAAAAACUUGACGAGUCAAUUUCAGGAGAGCAUGGAUAACAUUACGAAGCAGGCCAACGACUCCCUUGCGAUACUUAGAGAAAGUCCUGGAGGUAUGAGAGAGAAGGGCAGGAAAGCCAGAGAGCUGGCAGCAGCAGCCAACGAGAGUGCGGUGAAGACACUGGAGGAUGUGCUGGCUUUGAGCCUGAGGGUCUUCAACACAUCAGAGGACCUGUCCAGAGUGAAUGCCACAGUCCAGGAGACAAACGACCUUCUGCAUAACUCCACGAUGACCACUCUGUUGGCUGGAAGAAAAAUGAAAGACAUGGAAAUGCAAGCCAACCUUUUAUUGGAUCGAUUGAAACCUUUGAAAACCCUGGAGGAGAACCUGAGCAAAAACCUGUCAGAGAUCAAGCUGCUGAUCAGCCGGGCCCGGAAACAAGCGGCGUCGAUCAAAGUUGCAGUGUCUGCAGACAGAGACUGCGUCCGCGCCUAUCAGCCUCAGACUUCAUCUACCAAUUAUAACACCUUGAUCCUGAACGUGAAGACGCAGGAGCCCGACAACCUUCUCUUCUACCUCGGCAGCAGCAGCAGUUCUGACUUUCUCGCAGUGGAGAUGCGGCGGGGGAAGGUAGCCUUUCUCUGGGACCUGGGCUCCGGGUCCACGAGGUUGGAAUUCCCAGAGGUCUCCAUCAAUAACAACCGAUGGCACAGCAUCUACAUAACCAGGUUUGGAAACAUGGGGUCCCUGAGUGUAAAGGAAGCAAGCGCUGCCGAGAACCCACCGGUCAGGACAAGCAAAUCUCCUGGACCGUCGAAGGUUCUGGACAUAAACAAUUCAACGCUGAUGUUUGUUGGAGGGCUCGGAGGUCAGAUCAAGAAAUCCCCGGCUGUGAAGGUUACCCAUUUUAAGGGCUGCAUGGGAGAGGCCUUCUUGAAUGGCAAAUCGAUUGGCCUGUGGAAUUACAUCGAGAGAGAGGGGAAGUGCAAUGGCUGCUUUGGAAGCUCCCAGAACGAAGAUUCCUCCUUCCAUUUUGAUGGAAGCGGGUACGCCGUGGUGGAGAAGACGCUCCGGCCCACCGUGACGCAGAUAAUAAUCCUCUUCAGCACCUUCUCCCCGAAUGGCCUUCUUUUCUACCUGGCUUCAAAUGGCACCAAGGACUUCCUGUCCAUUGAGCUGGUCCGUGGCAGGGUCAAAGUGAUGGUGGACCUAGGGUCAGGACCCCUCACUCUUAUGACAGACAGGCGGUAUAACAAUGGAACCUGGUAUAAAAUCGCCUUCCAGCGGAACCGGAAGCAAGGACUGCUGGCUGUCUUCGAUGCAUAUGACAGCAGUGACAAGGAGACAAAGCAAGGAGAGACUCCAGGAGCUGCUUCCGACCUCAAUCGGCUGGAGAAAGACCUGAUUUACGUGGGUGGAUUGCCUCAUUCUAAGGCUGUGAGGAAAGGGGUCAGCAGCAGAAGCUAUGUGGGCUGCAUCAAGAACCUGGAGAUAUCCAGGUCCACCUUUGAUUUGCUGAGAAAUUCCUACGGAGUCAGAAAAGGCUGCGCACUGGAGCCUAUCCAGAGUGUGAGUUUCCUGAGAGGCGGCUAUGUGGAGAUGCCACCCAAGUCUCUCUCACCUGAGUCAUCCUUGCUGGCCACAUUCGCCACCAAGAACAGCAGCGGAAUCCUCCUGGUUGCCCUGGGCAAGGAUGCAGAGGAGUCUGGUGGGGCUCAGGCACAUGUGCCCUUCUUUUCCAUCAUGCUGAUUGAGGGACGAAUUGAAGUGCAUGUCAAUUCUGGGGACGGGACCAGUCUGAGGAAGGCCCUCCUGCAUGCCCCCACCGGCUCCUACAGUGAUGGACAGGAACACUCCAUCUCCCUGGUUAGGAAUCGGAGAGUUAUCACCAUACAACUGGAUGAGAACAGUCCUGUAGAAAUGAAGUUGGGUCCACUAACAGAAGGAAAGACGAUCAACAUAUCCAACCUGUACAUAGGGGGACUUCCGGAGGACAAGGGGACCCCGAUGCUCAAGAUGCGGACUUCGUUCCACGGGUGUAUUAAAAACGUGGUCCUUGACACUCAACUUUUGGACUUCACUCAUGCGACUGGCUCUGAGCAAGUAGAGCUGGACACAUGCUUGCUGGUCGAAGAGCCCAUGCAGAGUCUGCACAGAGAACACGGGGAACUCCCUCCAGAACCCCCAACUUUACCACAGCCUGAACUGUGCGCAGUAGACACGGCUCCGGGGUAUGUGGCAGGUGCUCACCAGUUCGGCCUCUCGCAGAACAGCCACAUGGUGCUCCCUCUGAAUCAGUCUGAUGUCCGGAAGAGGCUCCAGGUGCAGCUGAGCAUUCGGACAUUUGCCUCCAGUGGCCUCAUUUACUACGUGGCUCAUCAGAACCAAAUGGACUACGCCACGCUCCAGCUCCAAGAGGGCCGCCUGCACUUCAUGUUUGAUCUCGGCAAGGGCCGGACCAAGGUCUCCCACCCUGCCCUGCUCAGCGAUGGCAAGUGGCAUACAGUCAAGACAGAAUACAUUAAAAGGAAGGCGUUCAUGACUGUUGAUGGCCAAGAGUCCCCCAGUGUGACUGUGGUGGGCAAUGCAACCACGCUGGAUGUGGAAAGGAAGCUGUACCUCGGAGGCCUUCCCAGCCACUACAGGGCCAGGAACAUCGGGACUAUCACCCACAGCAUCCCUGCCUGCAUUGGGGAAAUGAUGGUUAAUGGCCAACAACUGGAUAAAGACAGACCCUUGUCUGCCUCUGCUGUGGACAGGUGCUAUGUCGUGGCCCAGGAAGGAACUUUCUUUGAAGGAAGCGGAUAUGCAGCUCUUGUCAAGGAAGGCUACAAAGUUCGAUUGGAUUUAAAUAUCACACUGGAGUUCCGUACUUCCUCUAAGAAUGGCGUCCUCCUGGGGAUCAGCAGUGCCAAAGUGGAUGCCAUUGGCCUAGAGAUUGUAGAUGGCAAGGUCUUGUUUCACGUCAACAACGGUGCUGGAAGGAUAACAGCCACCUACCAGCCCAGAGCUGCCAGAGCUCUCUGUGACGGCAAGUGGCACACACUCCAAGCCCACAAAAGCAAGCAUCGCAUCGUCCUGACCGUGGAUGGGAACGCCAUUAGGGCGGAAAGCCCCCACACCCAUUCCACCUCGGCAGACACCAAUGACCCCAUUUAUGUGGGUGGCUACCCUGCCCACGUCAAACAGAACUGCCUGAGCAGCCGGGCCUCAUUUCGGGGCUGUGUGAGGAACCUCAGGCUGAGCAGGGGCUCACAAGUGCAGUCCUUGGACCUGAGCAGAGCCUUUGACCUACAAGGAGUCUUCCCUCAUUCCUGCCCUGGGCCUGAGCCCUAAACUGCCGCCAGCCUCUGCCCUUGGGAUCAUCAUCAACGCGUGGAGGAGAGCAGUUUGUGAACUCAAGCAGCUCCCAUUGCCAUCCCAUUGCCAUCUCAGGUUAUGUUUCCAGAGGAAAAUGCUGUAUUUAUGUUGAACUAAAGCCACACGGACAACAGAUACCUCUAUUAAACGGUUUAAAAUGUCA
Mus caroli (Ryukyu mouse) is the source of this 9516-nucleotide messenger RNA. It is a transcript of the gene Lama1, whose product is annotated as laminin subunit alpha 1. Lineage: Eukaryota; Metazoa; Chordata; Mammalia; Rodentia; Muridae. Gene Ontology annotation, molecular function: signaling receptor binding; extracellular matrix structural constituent. The record is from RefSeq and is a predicted model, not a curated record. Gene Ontology annotation, biological process: regulation of embryonic development; regulation of cell adhesion; cell adhesion. Gene Ontology annotation, cellular component: basement membrane.